Amoebophrya sp. A25 is the source of this 7810-nucleotide messenger RNA. The record is from the annotation of a GenBank genome assembly. Lineage: Eukaryota; Dinophyceae; Syndiniales; Amoebophryaceae.
UUGAGUAGCCUCAUACGUCCAUCUGUGUUAUAGAUGAACGCUAUCCUAUGUUAUCGAUCUUAACGUCAUGAAUAUUAUUGAACUCCCCAGGACAUUAUCGAGAGGUGCGCCCCGGGUAGGAGGCGGAAAGAGGGAACCAUCGUGCGGGGCGGCGGUGGCGCAAACGCCACCGGGCUCCCCGGUUGAAAGUAACGCGAAAGCGCCCGGGCUGUUGCUUGUGUGUUGGUGUUCGGUUCUUGUGUGUGUCUACGUCUAGCCCGUUCAGAAUGAUCCCGAGCACCGCCCAAACGCCUGGCGGCUCUUUCUACGGUCACACGGGUGCCGUGGGUGUUCUACCGCUUUCAGCUGCUUGCCGUUUGUUGGUUGUCGUGGUUUUCGUGCUUACCUUGUCCAGAAUCAUGAUCCGGAGCACUACCCAAACGCCUGACGGGUUUACCGUUGCGCGGGUGGGUCUGGUUUUUCACACUUCUCGGCCGUCGCUUAGUUGCUUGGCCGUCUGCUUUUUUGUAUGUUGUUCAGAGUUCAGCUCUGGCCUUGCUUCCAGCUUCGAGCUUUCAAGCGGCUCCCUCUGGGCUUUCGAUUCAGCUCCGAGCUUUCAGCCUUGGCCCUUCGACUUUGGGCCUUCAGCUUUGGGCUGUCAGGUGUGGGCUUUCAGCUUGACACUUUAAGGCUCAGGGCUAACCAAUUCCCGUGCCUCUUUCAAUUCUUUCAGUUUGUUAAUUCAGGCUCUGGGGGCUUUGGUUUUAUAUUAUCGUGUAGAUUUUGAAUGGAUUUAGUGCCCAUCUGCGUGAAGUCAGGGCUAACCCCUUCCCGCGCCUUCCUUUCUUUCAAUUUUUUGGCUUCGAAUUCUAGACCUAUAAGCUUCGGCCCUAUCGCGAAGGUUUUAGCUUCACUUUCUUUCAAACGCAUCUGCGUGAGGUCAAGCCUAACCAAUUCCCAAGCCUCGCGCGCAGGCUCAUAAGCUUGCAAGCCCAUAAGCUGGGCAUAAGUGCGGGCGCCGAUGCUGGUGGUGAUGGGGGUGGAGGUGAUGCAGGCCCGCCGAUUGGGUGGGGUGGGGUGCGUAGGCUCCUAAGUUCACAGGCGCAGGCCCAUAGGGAAAAGCUGGGAAGAGCUGGGAAAAGUUGGGGAAAGUGAGGAAGAGGUGGAAGAAGUUCGGGAAAGCUGGAAGGAGUUACAGUUAGGGAAAGCCGAAAGGAGACUCGGGGAAGCUGGAAGAAGUUAGGGAGAGCUGGAAGGAGUUAGGGAAAGCCGGAAGAAGCUAAGUUGGGAAGAGUUGGGAAAAGUUGGGGAGAGAGAGCCGGGAAAAGUUGGGAAGAGUCGGGAAAAGUUGGGAAAAGCUGGGAAAAGUUGGAAGAAGUUGGAAAAAGCUGGAGAAAGCUGGAAAAAGUUGGGAAAAGUUGGAAAAAGCUGGGAAAAGUUGAGAAAAGUGGGGGAAAGCUGGAAGAAGUUGAGGAAAGCUGGAAGGAGCUGGGGAAAGCUCAGCGGUAAGAAGUUAGGGAAAGCUGGAAGAAACUUGAAAAGUUGGAAAAGUUCGGGAAAGCUGGGAAAAGCUGGGAAGAGUUGGGGAGAGUUGGGGAGAGUUGGGAAAAGCUGGGAGAAGUUGGGAAGAGUCGGGAAAAGCCGGGAGAAGUCGGAAAAAGUUGGGAAAAGUUGGAAAAAGUUGGGAAAUGUUGGAAAGAGUUGGGGAAAGUUGGAAAAAGCUGGGAAAAGUUGGGAAAAGUUCGGGAAAGCCGUAAGAAGACUAGGGAAAGCCGUAGGAAGACUGGGGAAAGCUGGAGGAAGUUAGGGAAAGCCGGAAGAAGCUAAAGAAAGCUGGGGAGAGCUUGAGGAGGUGGGGGAAGUUGGGAGAAGCUGGGAGAAGUUGAGAAGAGUUCGAGGGAGUUGGGAAGAGUCGGGAGGAGUCGGGAAAAGUUGGAAAAAGUUGGGAAAAGUUCGGGAAAGCCGUGAGAAGACUAGGGAAAGCCGUGAGAAGACUGCGGAAAGUUAAGUUGGGAAAAGUGUUGGGAAAAGUUGGGAAGAGUUCGUUGGGAAGAGUCGGGAAAAGUUGGAAAAAGUUGGGAAAAGUUGGAAAAAGUUGGAAAAAGUUGGAAAAAGUUGGAAGAAGCUGGAAAAAGCUGGAAAAAGUUGGGAAAAGUUGGAAAAAGCUGGGAAAAGUUGGGAAAAGUGGGGGGAAGCUGGAAGGAGUUGAGGAGAGCUGGGAGAAGCUGGGGAAAGCUCAGCGGUAAUAAGUUAGGGAACGCUGGAAGAAACUUGAAAAGUUAGGAAAAGCUGGGAAAAGUUCGGGAAAGCUGGGAAAAGCUGGGGAGGAGUUGGGAAAAGCUGGGAGAAGUUGGGACAAGUUGGGGAGAGCUGGGAAGAGUCGGGAAAAGUCGGGAAAAGUUGGAAAAAGUUGGAAAAAGUUGGAAAAAGUUGGAAAAAGCUGGAAAAAGUUGGGAGAAGUUGGGAAAAGUUGGAAAGAGCUGGGAAAAGUUUGGGAAAGCCGUAAGAAGACUAGGGAAAGCCGUAGGAAGACUGGGGAAAGCUGGAAGAAGUUAAAGAAAGCGGGGAAGAGCUUGAAAAGCGGGGGAAAGCUGGGAAGAGUCGGGAAAAGUUGGGGAAUGUUGGAAAAAGCUGGAAAAAGGUGGGAAAAGUUGGAGAAAGGAGCUGGAAAAAGUUGGAGAAAGUUGGAAAAAGCUGGAAAAAGUUGGGAAAAGUUGGAAAAAGGUGGAAAAAGUUGGGAAAAGUUGGGAAAAUUGGGGGAGAGCUGGGAAGUUGGGGAAAGCCGGGAGGAGUUAGAGGAAACUGGGAGAAGUUGGGGAAAGCUGUAAGAAGUUAGGGAAAGCUGGCAGAAGCUUGAAAAGCUUGCAAGAGCUGGGAAAAGUUGGAAAAGCUCGGAGGAGCUGGGAAGGGCUGGGAGAAGUUGGGAAAAGUUGCAAAGAGUUGGAAAAAGUUGGGAAAAGCUGGGGAAAGUUGGGAAAAGCUGGAUAAAGUUUGACAAAGGUGAAAAAAGUUGGGAAAAUUGGGGGAAAGCUGGAAGGAGUUAAGGAAGGCUGGGGAGGAGUUGGGGAAAGCUGUAAGAAGCGGGGGAGAGCUGUGAGGAGUUAGGGAGAGCUGGGAGAAACUUGAAAAGUUAGGAAAAGCUGGGAAGAGCUCGGAAAAGUUGGGAGAAGCUGGGAAAAGUUCGGAGAAGUUGGGGAAAGCUGGGAGAAGCUGGGAGAAGUUGGGAAAAGUUGGGAAAAGUUGGGAAAAGUUGGGAAAAGCUGGGAAAAGUUGGGAAGAGUUGGGGAGAGUUGGGAAGAGUUGGGAAAAGCUGGGGGAGAGAGCUGGGAAAAGUUGGAAGAAGUUGGAAGAAGCUGGAGAAAGCUGGGAAAAGUUGAGAAAAGUGGGGGAAAGCUGGAAGAAGUUGAGGGAGGCUGGAAGAAGCUGGGGAAAGCUCAGCGGUAAGAAGUUAGGGAGAGCUGGGAGAAGCUUGAAAAGUUGGGGAAAGUUGGAAAAGUUCGGGAAAGCUGGGAGAAGCUGGGAAGAGUUGGGAAAAGCUGGGAGAAGUUGGGAAGAGUUGGGAAGAGUCGGGAAAAGCCGGGAGAAGUCGGGAAAAGUUGGAAAAAGUUGGGAAAAGUUGGAAAGAGUUGGGGAAAGUUGGAAAAAGCUGGGAAAAGUUGGGAAAAGUUCGGGAAAGCCGUAAGAAGACUAGGGAGAGCCGUAGGAAGACUGGGGAAAGCUGGAAGAAGUUAGGGAAAGCUGGAAGAAGUUAGGGAAAGCUGGAAGAAGCUAAAGGAAGCCGGGGAGAGCUUGAGAAGCUGGGGAAAGUUGGGAAAAGUCGGGAGAAGCUGGGAGAAGUUGGGAAGAGUUAGGAAGAGUUCGAGAGAGUUGGGAAGAGUCGGGAAAAGUUGGAAAAAGUUCGGGAAAGCCGUGAGGAGACUGGGGAAAGCUGGAAGGAGUUAGGGAAAGCUGGAGGAACGGAAGUUAAGUCGGGAAGAGCUGGGAAAAGUUGGGAAGAGUCGGGAAAAGUUGGGAAAAGCGGGGAAAAAGUUGGAAAGAGCUGGAAAAAGUCGGGAAAAGUUGGAAAAAGCUGGGAAAAGUUGGGAAAAGUGGGGGGAAGCUGGAAGAAGCUGGGGAAAGCUCAGCGGUAAUAAGUUAGGGAGCGCUGGAAGAAGCUUGAAAAGCUGGGAAAAGUGCGGGGAAGUUGGGGAAAGCUGGGAAGAGUUGGGAAAAGCUGGGAGAAGUUGGGAAGAGCUGGGAAGAGUUGGGGAGAGCUGGGAAGAGUUGGGAAGAGUUGGGAAAAGUCGGGAGAAGCCGGGAGAAGUCGGGAAAAGUUGGAAAAAGUUGGAAAAAGCUGGAAAAAGUUGGAAGAAGUUGGGAAAAGUUGGAAAAAGCUGGGAAAAGUUGGGAAAAGUUCGGGAAAGUCGUAAGAAGACUAGGGAAAGCCGUAGGAAGACCGGGGAAAGCUGGAAGAAGUUAAGGGAAGCUGGGAAGAGCUUGAAAAGCUGGGGAAAGUUGGGAAAAGCUGGGAAGAGCUGGGGAGAGUUGGGAAAUGUUGGAAAAAGCUGGAAAAAGGUGGGAAAAGUUGGAAAAAGCUGGAAAAAGUUGGAAAAAGUUGGAAAAAGCUGGAAAAAGCUGGAAAAAGUUGGGAGAAGUUGGGAAGAGUUGGAAAAAGGUGGAAAAAGUUGGGAAAAUUGGGGGGAAGCUGGGGGGCUGGGGAAAGCCGGGAGGAGUUAGGGGAAACUGGAAGGAGCUGGGGAAAGCUGUAAGAAGUUAGGGGAAGAUGGGAGAAACUUGAAAAGCUUGCAAGAGCUGGGAAGAGUUGGAAAAGCUCGGAGAAGCUGGGAAGGGCUGGGAGAAGUUGGAAAGAGUUGGAAAAAGUUGGGAAAAGCUGGGAAAAGUUGGGGGAAGCUGGAUAAAGUUGGACAAAGGUGGAAAAAGUUGGGAAAAUUGGGGGAAAGCUGGAAGGAGUUAAGGAAGGCCGGAGGGAAUUGGGGAAAGCUGUAAGAAGCUGGGGAAAGCUGUGAGAAGUUAGGGAGAGCUGGGAGGAACUUGAAAAGUUGGGAAAGGCUCGGAAAAGUUGGGAGAAGCUGGGAAAAGUUGGAAAAGUUCGGAGGAGCUGGGAAGAGUUGGGAAAAGCUGGGAGAAGCUGGGAAGAGUUGGGGAGAGUUGGGAAAAGCUGGGAAAAGUUGGGAAAAGUUGGGAGAAGCUGGGAGGAGUUGGGAAAAGCUGGGAAAAGUUGGGAAAAGUUGGGAAAAGCUGGGAAAAGCUGGGAAAAGCUGGGAAAAGCUGGGAAAAGCUGGGAAAAAUUGGGAAAAAUUGGGGAGAGCUGGGAGAAGUUCGGGAGAGUUGGGAAGAGUUCGAGAGAGUUGGGGAGAGCUGGGGAGAGUCGGGAAAAGUCGGGAGAAGUCGGGAAAAGUUGGGAAAAGUUCGGGGAAGCCGUAAGAAGACUAGGGAAAGUAAGCCGUAAGAAGACUGGGGAAAGCUGGGGGAAGACUGGGGAAAGCUGGAAGAAGUUAUGGGAAGCUGGAAGGAGCUGGAAGAGCUGGGAAAAGUUGGGGAGAGUUGGGAAAAGCUGGGAAGAGUUGGGAAGAGUUGGGAAAAGCUGGGGAGAGAGAGCUGGGAAAAGUUGGGAAGAGUCGGGAAAAAGCUGGAAAAAGUUGGGAAAAGUGGGGGGAAGCUGGAAGAAGUUAAGGAAAGCUGGGAGAAGCUGGGGAAAGCUCAGCGGUGAGAAGUUAGGGAGAGCUGGAAUAAGUUAGGGAAAGCCGGAAGAAGUUAGGGAAAGCCGGAAGAAGUUAAAGAAAGCGGGAAGAAACUUGAAAAGCUGGGGGAAGUUGGGAAAAGUUGGGGGAAGCUGGGAAAAGUUGGGAAGAGCUGGGAAGAGUUGGGAAGAGUUGGGGAGAGUUGGGAAGAGGUGGGAAGAGUUGGGAAGAGCUGGGAAGAGUUGGGAAGAGUUGGGAAGAGUUGGGAAGAGCUGGGGAGAGUUGGGGAGAGUCGGGGAGAGUCGGGAAAAGUUGGAAGAAGUUGGAAAAAGUUGGAAAAAGCUGGAAAAAGUUGGGGGAAGCUGUAAAAAGUUGGGAAAAGUUGGAAAAAGCUGGGGAAAGUUGGGGGAAGUGGGGGAAAGCUGGAAGAAGUUCAGGGAAGCUGGAAGGAGUUAGGGAAAGUUGGAAGGAGCUGGGGAAAGCUGUAAGGAGUUGGGGAAAGCUGGAAGAAGCUUGAAAGGUGAGGAAAAGUUGGGAAAUGUUGGAAAAGUUGGGAAGAGUUGGCAAAAGCUGGCAAAAGCUGGGAGAAGUUGGGAAGAGCUGGGGAGAGUUGGGGAGAGUGAAAAAGCUGGGGAAAGUGGGGGAAAGCUGGGAGAAGUUGCGGAAAGCUGGGAGAAGUUGCGGAAAGCUGGGAGGAGUUAGGGAAAGCCGGAAGAAGCUGGGGAAAGCUGUAAGAAGUUAGGGAAAGCGGGAAGAAACUCGAAAAGCCGGGAAAAGUUGGAAGAGUUCGAAAAAGUUGGGAAGAGUUGAGAGAAGCUGGGAAAAGCUGGGAGAAGUUGGGAAGAGUUGGGAAGAGCUGGGGAGAGCUGGGGAGAGUUGGGAAGAGUUGGGAAAAGUUGGGAAAAGUUGGGAAAAGUUGGGAAAAGUUGGGAAAAGUUGGGGAGAGUUGGGAAGAGCUGGGAAAAGUUGGGAAGAGUUGGGAAGAGUUGGGAAGAGUUUGGAAAAGUUUGGAAAAGUUGGGAAAAGUUGGAAAAAGCUGGGAAAAGUUCGGAAAAGUUCGGAAAGUUGGGAAGGCUUGGAAGCUCAUGAGUCAGAAGCGGAAGGCUGAGAGCUUGGGGGGGUGCUGUCGUUUCUGUCUUCUGCCGUCGUUGUUUUCGUGUGGUGUGUUGUGCUCUCUUUGCUUUUUUCGUGUGCUCUGUUUGCUUUGCUUUUUUCGCGGGUCGGUUGUGCUUUGCUUUUUUCGUGUGUUGUGCUUUGCUUUUUUUUUUGUGCUGUGCUUUGCUCUUUUCGCGUGUUGUGCUUUGCUUUUUUUUCCUGCUGUGCUUUGCUUUUUUUUCGUGCUGUGCUUUGCUUUUUUUUCGUGCUGUGCUUUGCUUUUUUUUUGUGCUGUGCUUUGCUUUUUUUUUGUGCUGUGCUGCAGUUUUUUUUUUUGGCCCGAAAUGUUUAGUUUAGAUAUAUAUGCACGAUAAAUUUCUUUCACGGCCGAGAGGAUUGAUGUUGAUGAUUUCUAUUUGUGUUGAUUUUUGAUACGUAGUUCGAUAACUGGUGCAUUACGUUUCUGCGCACUAGCUGUGUGAAACUUAAAAAUUUCGAGUCUAUUGUACAAUCAGUUUAGAACUUCAACUUGAUAUCGGAAUUAUGUUGGUAGUAUAGGCCUGCGCGCUGUUCUUGCAGUUUUGUAAACGAUUGAAAUCGGCAAAUGGGUUUUUAUAAGCAUAAGUAAGAUGAAAAAACUGAAUUGACUAGAAUAGCACAACUCGUCGUAUUGUACACGAAUGAAAAUGCAUAAGUCCUUUGUAUUCAGUUUUUUCUACAUGAUCAUGGAAAACACAAAUUUACAAGACAAUGCAUGAAUACAUAGCGAGUUAGAAUACUUUUUAGGUCAUAGACAUAAAUGGUUGGGAUUGAAAAUCGGAACUAUCAUGUUCUUGCAUGAAGCCAUCAAAAAAUAAAUUUCGACUUGUUGUAGUUCCUUUUUUUUGUGUCAUUUAUUUUCGGAGAAGCUUACGUUGCCCGGAAGAAAACGCGACCAUCAUAUCUCGCAAAAAUAACUGAAGCAAAGAUGAACUGUAGUUGCCUACCUGCACGAAACUAACCGAAAGGAAAGAUUAGGAAAGAAAAUGUUAUCGGAGCCUGAUGGCCACUGCCGU